UCGUCAGUCUCCACUCUUCCCUUUGUUGAUGGAGAUAGCGAGGGUAUCAGCAGGAUGCCCAAGAAUCCAAAUAGGAAGAAGAAAGAAGAAGAUCGAAUACCAACAUCGUUCUGGGCGCGAAAAUGCCGAUGGGCUCUUGGAUUGGUGGCGUCACUUUUGGUCUGUUUCCUCUUGAUCUUCACCUGUUCCUCUUCUUCCUAUCUGGGCCAAUUCCUGCAAGAAUCUUCCUUCCAAUUCCAUCGCAAUGCGACACGGAAAGCUGCUGGUGUGGGAAUAUCCUUGGAGGUAUCUCUGCCUGCUACCGGUAUAAGCGGAGAAGGAGAAGAAUUGCAGUCGACAAAUCCAACCAACAAUGAAAUUUCAACUAUGCAUACUAAUACUCCAUCUGUUAGUUUGAGUACCGACAAUUCCCUAAAACAGUCAGCAUCAGAUUUUCCCACCAAAGAAGAAGAACAAGCUUGCAAAGAUAUGUCCCGGAGUAUACCUGCCUUUACCAAGGCCAUGCAUGACAAUCCCGAAGAAUGGGCCAUGAAAACAUGGACGCAGCAACAAUGGACCUUUCCCAAACUAGACCACACGCUCCUCAUGAGAGCCUUUGGGGGGCGCAAUAUUGUCUUUCUAGGAGACUCUACCGAGUAUAACGCCUUUGAAUGGAUGAAACGACUCAUGAAUAAUCAGACGCCAGCGCUUCUAGACAACAUGUCACACAUGAAAUUGAAGGAUGCCAUUCGUCAGGCACCACCGCCACAAUCAUCAUUAUCAUCCGACGAGGAUAUUGUCUAUGAAAACUACAAUCAUGCGCAAGUCAUGUGGACGGGAUUUCGUGGCACCAACAUGCUGGACAAUUGUGCCUUUGACAAGCUCGUCUGGCCCAAACUGCGACAACGCCAACCGCAAAUCAUACUGGCCAACUGGGGCACGCACAUGUUGUUUCGGCGCAAUGUCCGUGCUUGCAACAUGUACAUGUGGUUUCACUACGAAGAAUGGCUCGAUACCGUGUUGGAGAUUGCCCAACAAAUGGGCACCACUCGACUGUUGCUGUUCAAGACGACCAAUCUGCUUUGCCGUGACAAGGACCGGGAUCCGCAAGACGUCUACGACGAAUGCCGGCAAAGGGUCCAGCAGACGCGAGGUUGGUUCCUGGAAAAUGAUCCCCGGCACUCGCCAUUGUUGACCGAUGAACAAUUGGAUCAAUAUUGCCACCAAGCGACCAUGGUGGGGUCCAGUUCCGUGCUCUUGAAUGAGCGUUUGUACCGAUGGUUUGACACUGCCCAACAAAGACUCGGCAAGGAAGAACGAGCAUCCAAUAAAAAGUUGACCAUUGCCAUCUAUAAUGAUCACGAUAUGCAAUCCUGUCAAGCGGAGACGGAUGGGGUCCACUUUUUGACACUGCAAUGGCCACGCCUACGUUUGUUGGCGCACAUGGUCAAUUGCCUGUGGAACGAUUCUUGAAUGGAUGGAGUUCAAUUAGCCAUUCUAUUGAAGACCAGCUACAUGCAGUUGGAGGGGCUACAAGAGCGAUUCGAUUCUGAUGAGAAGCAGAAGAGGAGCAGAUGAGUUUGUUCCAACAAGGCGGCCCAACCUUUCAAACUGCAAGCAACAGAUUGAGCCAACAAGAUAUGUCCAGUGCAACACUAACUGCAACACCGAUAAGAUACGGCAGCGUAGCUCUUUAUCGACACGAAACGGGACAGGACAGCAUGUGCACACGUGCACGUCGGGCAGCGGCCAAAGCGGACCAAACUCUGGCUAGCUAGCUACUAGUAGCGCUACCGGUACCGGUAUGGCCAAGUCUGGUUUGUGUCAUCUGUACCGGUACCUUAGCAUGCUGAUGAGGGUGCAGAAUUGGCCCAAAUUCCGAUUUCUCAGAAUUUCAAUUGUUCCUCCAGAGUUUCUCAGAGGCAAGGCUGCAUCGCAGCUCGAGAAGAGCCGAGUCGAGUCUCCUCACCGGACUCAAGUUCUAAUCAGCCAUCAAGUGUGCGAAGAAAUAGAAAUUUGGCGUUGCCCCCUGUUCUAAACAAGACUAGCUAGGUUCAACAUUCAACAUAGUAUGAAUUCCAGCAACUUAAGAGAUGCUGUAACAAGCAGACUCGCGAGGAAACGAUGACGCUGCCAGUACUCGUAGUCUAUGACCUAGCCAGCCAGGCAAAACUUAGAACCUCCAAGACAGCUAAGGAGGGCCUCGCCUCAAUUGCUUCGUGGCAACGCACCAAGCAAGAAGAAAACGUCGUCGUCCUCUCGGAAUGUUAGGUUUUUUAAGAACUGAUUGGAGUCCACUAUGACUGAAUUUCUUGAUGCAGUGUCUUUCCAGCUGCGAAGAAGCAUGUAUGUUCCCUCUCUAGCUGGUAGUCAUUGCAGCAACACGAAACGUAACGUGGUCCCUGGAAACCUCAUCGAAACAGUGCGCGACACAAUGACAGCAAGCAAUUCCGUGCGUGGUGGGAUUGCCAACCGUGAUCCAUGGUGCAUGCAUAGGGUUGCGGUCUUGUUGCAUGCUGACGACCGAGGACGGCAAAAUGACCGUUCUACCGCCAGCGAGUGCCGCAUGCUUCUUCACGAAGUCUACAAGUUACCGCUGGUUGGAGGUAAUACAAUCCUGGGAGAUGGAGACUUUCGUUGCUGUAGAUGAGUCUGCAUUAAUCAUUCCUUUUGGUUUAGAUGAUUUCCAGGUAACUAGUACCAGUAUUGGUAUCAAUGCCGGUAUCAUUGGUCAUUGGUGGACGGGCUCUGAUUGUCUUGAAACCCAAAAUACUCUUAUAAGACUAGAGCUAGCUAUUAAUAGUACCCCAAGCUGGCCCAAGCCUCUGAUCAAAACUUUGUCAGCCUUUUUUCUAUGAUGCUCAGUGAGUACCGGUACCGGUAAGGAUCCGCUUGCAUAGGCCAACAACUGGCUAAUUUAGAAGCUGCAGCAAGGCACAAUCAGCCACAGCAUAAUCUUCUUAUUUCAAUCCAAUGCAUCAUCAACAUCUUGGACAGGCUCUUUAGAAGGCAACCAUAGACGGACAAUCUACUACUUCAAAAUAGUAGUCUAGUCCAUCUAAAAACAAAGUGUAGAAUG
This is a messenger RNA of Seminavis robusta, 3058 nucleotides long. The record is from the annotation of a GenBank genome assembly. NCBI's taxonomy places the organism in Eukaryota, Bacillariophyta, Bacillariophyceae, Naviculales, Naviculaceae.